AUGAAGCUCGGAGUCUUUCCAAAUGACUUGCAAUUCUUCACUCGGGCGGGUGGCUACUUGAGGAGGCAGAUGGAUCAUGAGGAGGUGGGGCGGAAGGUCCGUGUCAAAGGCAUCAGGUCCUUCAAGCCCGAGCGGGCUCAGCACGAGCACCCCUUCCUCAUCAUCGGCGCAGGCCACAUUGGCCUGCGGCAUGGCCUCUACCUCCUCCAGCACGAUCACUCCAACUUUCUCAUCGUGGACCGCCGGGACAAGGUCGGAGGAACGUCCUGGAUCGCCCAGGCCAACAAGACCUCCAAGCUGCAGACCGAGCUCGGCACCUACCACCUCCAGUAUGACGAGAUCAACCCCGUGCCCAAAGAGAUGUCAACAUGGCCCUCGCGCGACGAGCUGCUGGAUCACUUUGCAAGAGUGUCGGCUGAGUACGGGCUAACGAAGUCAAUCUCAGUGAACGGCACUAGCUCAGACAGCGGGCCCUUGGGGGACGUGAGCCUCGAGGACACGGAGAACUACACUGGAAAUCUCCCUCCCCAUCCCACCGGACGAGGCCUCAAGCAACUGACUGUGAGCUGCGUGUUCAUGUACCCAGGAAAUCUCUCGCUUCCGCGGCAGUACGAGUACAAGGGUGAGGAUGAUUUCGGGGGCAUGAUCGAGUAUGCCAUGUUCGAUACCAUUGAUUACGAGGCGGCCGUCACGGGGAAGAAUGUCAUGAUUGCCGGCCACGGCGCCUUUGGGGUGGAGAACAUCCGCACCUGCUGCGAGUUCUCUUCGAAGAAGAUCUUCAUGGUCUGCCGGCGUAUGAAUCUCGCCUGCCCAAGGGUCUGCUCAUGGUUCGCCAACCAAUCGGAUCCUCCAGUCACCGGGGCGAUGUUCCUGGAGAGCAUGGAGCCUGCUUACAAGCUCAUUGGCUUCGAUCCCUGGGCUUACCACUCCGUCAUCGCCAAUUCUGCGAGGACGAAUGCACACAUCGCUCAAAAAUCUCGAUUCGGCAUUGGAGAUGUCUACUUCCUGGCCUUGAGUAUGGGGAAGUGCGAGGUCAUCGUCGACGAAGUGAAGCGGCUCUCUGAAGGGCGGGUCCACCUCGAGUCUGGCAGAGACCUCUCGGUUGACACGAUUCUCAAAGUUUUCGGUUUCGUUGGAGACCACGAAGUGGACAGGCUCCUAAGGAUCAAGACCAUGUACGGCUUCUGGCCUGAUGCCGACAAUCGCCGAUACACCGCGAGUGAGCACCCUGGCGUCCACGCCAGCAACUUCGGCGGUACCAGCCUGUCCCCUGGCGCGAUCACCUGGGUGCAAAACGCAAGCCACAUGAUGUGGUUUCCCAAAGACUGGCGUCGGGUGGUGGACUCGCAGCAGCUGCCAACCAACCAGCGGGAUGACACCAUCUCUCGGCCUGCAUACGUGUUCGACGCCAAGACGGCGCUGCCCUUGGCCUUCAUUCUACCUACGAUUUGCCCGGCGCUGGGCGAACUCCAGAUGUCACAGGGCAAGCUGAAAAAGCAGAAGCAGCUCGAGUGCCACCCCGUGGAGCGUUUCCUGGAGGAGUGUGCGAGCGAAUGGGAUGACUAUGCCCGCAAGUGGAAGGCAGAGGACCCCACUCUCAAGGAUCCUCCAAGCUACCCAUACACCCUUGCAAUGGUACAGGGGCUCCUCAAGAAGCACGACACUUCCACG
This is a messenger RNA of Symbiodinium natans, 1671 nucleotides long. The record is from the annotation of a GenBank genome assembly. NCBI's taxonomy places the organism in Eukaryota, Dinophyceae, Suessiales, Symbiodiniaceae.